CCAUCACUGCGCCUGGGAGGGACUUGAAGUCGCUCUUGUUCAGUUCUCAAUGGAUGCCAGCAUCAGCAUUCACGCGAUCAGAUGUGAAACGAAGCACGUGAACGCGAGCGAACGGCAGAACAUGAGCGUCGUGGAUGUGGAUGAAACGACGGAGAUCGCUAUGAAGACGGUUUAGUCAGAUAAAGCCAGAUGUGCUGCAUGACCUGACAGAGGGCAUCAUCUCUCUGUUUAUAAACACCCGUCCCUUCAUACAAAGGAACCACGCGGGGGAUUGAUGCACCCUCUCCAGUGGUGCAACGAGUUGGAGAGCACACACAGAAUUGAUGAGAUGAUGGAGAUUGCCAGUGGUGGGGGACAGGGUGCUUCUGCGGUUUGGGACUGAUUUAUUCCAAUAAGACCUGCACUAUGCCAUCCGUCACCUUCCAGGACCUUCCUCUCAACAUCUAUAUCGUGAUCUUCGGCACAGGCAUCUUCAUCUUCGUACUCAGCCUCAUAUUCUGCUGCUAUUUUAUAAGUAAAUUGAGACAUCAAGCCCAAAGUGAACGCUUUGGAUACAGAGAGGUGAUUUUAAAAGGAGACCCGAAGAAGCUGAAUCUUCAUGGGCAGACCUGUGCCGUGUGCUUGGAGGACUUUAAGGUGAAAGAUGAGCUGGGAGUGCUGCCAUGCCAACAUGCCUUUCACAGGAGGUGUGUGGUGAAGUGGCUGGAGGUGCGCUGCGUCUGCCCCAUGUGUAAUAAACCCCUGGCGGGAUCCUCCGAGCAGCACCAGAGCAUAGGCACACUGCUGGAUGAGCUGGUGUAGCGCUCAGACGCUUCUGGGAAGAGACAAGACUGACAUCUGGCUUCAAGGCUUUCUGAGGAGAUUUUUUUUACAGACAUGAACAGACCUGACUCUGACUCUCACAACUUCUAGGCUAAGACCCAAUGUAUCUUCUGAGGAAAGAAGCCUUUAAUUUAACAUUGAAUGCUAACAGGGCUGUUCAGUCACAGUGUCGUUUGUAUGCUAACUCACAAAGCUAAUUCACCUCUGUUUCCCUCGGGAUAUCAUAAGGGUUUUUUAACUGAUGAGUAAAAUAAGGUCUGUGGGAAACACUAAAUUAAGAUUUAAGAAGAAUUUAAAUUUGGAAACCGAUCGAGUGCUUUAUAAACUCAAGUUGCUACAUACAGUAUGAUCUACAACUUCCACAACAAUGUGUGUUUACACAUUUGACGAAACAAACAACCUUAGUGUAGUCUUUAUGUAGUGCCCAGUUGAAAAAAGGUAUGUUUUGAAGCUGGGAUGCUGGUUUGAGCUGGUUUAAGCUGGUCGUUUGCUGGUUUAAGAUGGUCCUUAGCUGGUGUGUUGAUCGGACCAGUUUAGGACCAGCACAUGGCCAGCUUAAACCAGCAAAGGACCAGCAUAAACCAGCUCAAACCAGCAUCCCAGCUUCAAAACAUACUGUACCUAACCAGCAUUUGCUGGUUUUUUCAACAGGGUGAAUUUUUAAAGCACACAAAUGUUUUAAAAUCUCAUUUGAAGAAUGAAUGUGUGAUUUGUGGUGUGUGCCAAACUGUGCCAAAAUUAAAUGUAACGGGCCACUAAAAACCAAUUGUAUCUCCUGUGGGAAACACUGAUGUCUUCUGGGUAUUAGGACUACUAACUGAUUUUCUGUAUUGUAAGAGCUCUACAUCAGCAUUUACAGCUGAGGAGGAAACAGGAUUUACAUCAUUGAAGCACUGAACACUGCGACUGCGAGUGACAACAUCGUGUGUGUGUGUGUGUGUGUGUGUGUGUUUUACAGCCAUCAGUAGUAGUGACGGGUGUCUCGUUCAUUCUAGAUUAUGUGUGCACAAAUCAUGUCACUCUCUUAAGAGAUUUGAAGUAAACACUACCACAGUUCCCGGCCACAGAAAUGAGCUGCCAGUGAAAACACAAGUGGCUUACUUUUUUGUAUUUCAAGUGUUUGUGUUUGUUUACUGUAAUGUGAUUGCCAUUGUUACUACCUUCUGUGUUUUAGUCAAUGUUUUCAUACCGAAAAAAUGAACAUUUUAAAAUCA
Carassius carassius (crucian carp) is the source of this 2036-nucleotide messenger RNA. Its product is annotated as RING finger protein 122. The record is from RefSeq and is a predicted model, not a curated record. The coding region runs from base 406 to 801 and encodes 131 amino acids. The transcript is spliced from 7 exons. Lineage: Eukaryota; Metazoa; Chordata; Actinopteri; Cypriniformes; Cyprinidae.